This is a messenger RNA of Brachypodium distachyon (stiff brome), 1007 nucleotides long. RefSeq names its product fasciclin-like arabinogalactan protein 14. The record is from RefSeq and is a predicted model, not a curated record. The coding region runs from base 57 to 890 and encodes 277 amino acids. Lineage: Eukaryota; Viridiplantae; Streptophyta; Magnoliopsida; Poales; Poaceae. Gene Ontology annotation, cellular component: plasma membrane. The transcript has a single exon.
CGCCCUUGUCCCGAAAAAAAGUCUCAGCUAGCAGACCCUCAACAACAACAACAGCCAUGGCAUCUCCCUGGGUAACCACGACGACAGCACUCCUCCUCCUUCUAACGCUCGCCUCGUUCAGUAACAGCGCGAAGUUCAACAUCACGGAGAUCAUCAGCGAGUCCCCGGAGUUCAAGACCUUCAACUCCCUCCUCUCCAAGACGAAAGUCGCGGAGGAGAUCAACGCGCGGCAAGACGCCAUCACGGUGCUUGUGGUCGACGACAAAGCCGCAGGCGCCAUCACGGCGCUCCCCGCCGACACGCAGAAGAAGGUGCUGGCCGUGCAUGUCAUCCUCGACUACUACGACCCCAUGAAGCUCGACAGCGUCCAUGGCAAGACGGCGAUGCUCACCACGCUGUUCCAGACCACGGGCGCCGCCGCCGACUCCAUGGGACUCAUCAAGUACACCCAGGGAGCCGACGAGCAGAUGUCGUUCGCGUCGGCCGAGCCCGGCUCGUCGGCCAGCUCCCAGCUGGUGAAGGUCGUCGCGUGCCGGCCGUAUAACCUCUCCGUGAUGCAGGUCAGUGCCGCCAUUAUACCGCCGGGCAUUGGCAAAGGCUUGUCCGGGUCAGGCAACGGGAGCAGCUCCCCAACAAUCUCCGGUCCGGAAACGCCGCCGCUUGGCACUGAGGCGAUCGAUGCUGACGCGCCCGAUCAGAUGCCUGAUUAUGCCAGCGAUCAAGACGUAGACGGGCCUUCUUCGCCGGCAGAACCAUCGCCAACGGCGAAGAGCGAUAAAGGGACCACGGAUUCGCUCGCAUCGGCAGGAAACAAGCUUCGUCAGGAUAUAAUGGGGACAAGUAGUGUUGUUGGCAUCAUGGGCGCCCUUGUGAUGUUCGUGAUCUGGUAAUUCGGUGUUAGCUAGAUGCUAAUGGGAUAGAAUGCGAUUAAUGGCAGUGUAUCUAUGGUUACUUGUGCACCUAGGCGUUUGGUCAUGCACCUUACUAGCAGGCUCCGCGCCCGUGUG